AUGGGGAAGUCUCCAGCGAAGUGGAUCAAGUCCGUGCUCUUCGGGAAGAAGUCAUCGUCGAGGUCCGGCUCCACCAAGGCCAAGGAUUUAUCGAAGGGUGCGAGUAACAAAGGGUAUGCUGCUGCCGGGAAGGAGCCCGCUUUCUCCGAGAGCUCUCCGGUGAUCUCGGAGCCUGUGCUUGUUAGCGCCCACAACAAUGAGACCGAGCGGGAGGUGGCCAAGGGUGAGAAUUCCAGCGUGCAAGAAGAAGUGCCAGUGACUGAUGUCAGUCAAGACUUGGAGAAGCAGGGCACUGUGGGUUCUGAUACGUCCAAUGAUGCUGAUAGGUUGAGGGAAGAGCAAGCGGCCGUGAAGGCACAGGCUGCCUUCCGUGGCUAUCUGGCACGCCGAGCAUUCCGUGCCCUCAAAGGGAUCAUAAGACUACAGGCGCUGAUUCGGGGACAUCUUGUAAGGAGGCAAGCUGUUUCAACUCUCCGUGCAACAUGGUUGAUUGUGAAGUUUCAAGCCCUGGCCCGUGGAAGGAACGUUAGACUUUCUCAACCUUCCAUUCAAGCAACUAGGGAACUUUCCCAACAGAAGUUCGGGGGUGCUAAACCUCCUUCCUGGAAGGAGAAGUUGUCUUCAAAUGCAUUUGCUCGCACGCUUCUUUCUUCACCAAUUGUGGUUGAGGCUCUUCACUUCCAGUAUGAUGAGAUGGACCCUAAUUCAGCCUUCACUUGGUUAGAGAGGUGGACGAUAAGUCAUGUAUGGAAGCCCAUUUCCCAACCAAAGAGAGUUGGUGCUGAUGCUAAGCCACAUACAAGGAAGGCCAGUUAUGCAAUGGAAACAGAGUCAGCGAAAUUAAAGCGUAAUGCACGGAAGAGCUCUGCAGUGCCAUUUGAACCUUCUCAAACAAACACCGCCAUUGAAAUUGAGAAGACAAGACGGAAUCCAAGGAAAUUAAGUAGCACUCCUGCUGAGUCGGUUCCUGAUGGCCAGUUAACAGAACUUGAGAAGGUUAAACGUAGCCUUAGGAAGGUUACUAAUUCCAUGGCUGAAACCUCAAAGACACCUAAUCCAACAACUGAGAUUCCUGACCAUCAAGAGGUCCAAUGUGAGACACCACUAAGAAGUGCAAAGCAAGUUCCAAUUCAUCCUGAGAAUCAAGAGCCUCGGAAUGUUAAUCUAUCGGACAAUGCAAAGAUGGAUAUUCUGGUACCUGAUAUCCAGCCUGACGUGGAAGUUUCUUCAGAUCCAGUCACAAUCACAAAUGAAGAAAAAGUUGUUGAACCACCGUCAGUUGUUUCUCCAGUGGCUGAAAUUAUGCCGCUGCAAGACAUUAACAAUGAAGAAAAUGCUUUGGUGAAUGAUGUGGAAGAGAGAUCCAAAGAAGAACAUCCUUCUACUGAGAGCCUGAAAGGCAGCAAGAGGAGAUCUUCAUUCUCAACUAAGCCUGAAUAUCCAGAAAAUGGCUCCAAAAAUUCUCCAGCUCUGCCAAGCUACAUGGCUGCUACACAAUCUGCAAAGGCGAAACUGCGGGGAAAUAGUUCACCAAGACUUAGCUCUGAUUCAGCAGAGAAAAACGGGUUCACUCGUCGUCACUCCCUUCCGUCCUCUAACAAUGGUAAGAUGAUUUCACAUUCUCCACGUACACAAAGGCCAACCCAUGCUGGUGGCAAGGAUGGAGCAAAAGGCGACAAGGCUAUGCUGUCAUCAAGAGAUGCGAGCGAGAGACCACUGAAAGCUGAGUGGAGACGUUGA
Messenger RNA from Miscanthus lutarioriparius, 1740 nucleotides. The record is from the annotation of a GenBank genome assembly. Lineage: Eukaryota; Viridiplantae; Streptophyta; Magnoliopsida; Poales; Poaceae.